Gavialis gangeticus (Gharial) is the source of this 6303-nucleotide messenger RNA. RefSeq names its product glutamate metabotropic receptor 5 (gene GRM5). NCBI's taxonomy places the organism in Eukaryota, Metazoa, Chordata, Crocodylia, Gavialidae. The record is from RefSeq and is a predicted model, not a curated record. The coding region runs from base 197 to 3928 and encodes 1243 amino acids. Gene Ontology annotation, cellular component: postsynaptic density membrane. Gene Ontology annotation, biological process: trans-synaptic signaling by endocannabinoid, modulating synaptic transmission; G protein-coupled glutamate receptor signaling pathway; regulation of synaptic transmission, glutamatergic. The transcript is spliced from 11 exons. Gene Ontology annotation, molecular function: adenylate cyclase inhibiting G protein-coupled glutamate receptor activity; G protein-coupled receptor activity involved in regulation of postsynaptic membrane potential.
AUGAAGAUUAUGCUCACAUGUGCAGCUCUGCAUAGCUGUUUCCUUGGAGACAAUGGUGGUUCCUUAAAGAAUACAUGGAAAUACCUGGUUAACCAUCAGUUUUCUGCUUCUCUUAUCCAGAAGAUAGACUAACUGCUUUUUAACAGCUCCCCAUUGUAUUCCAACAUGUCUCUACCAGCUUAAACCAUUUCCUAAAAUGGUCCUUUUGCUGAUCCUUGCAAUCCUGUUAUUGAAGGAGGAUGUCAACAGGAACUUUGGACUUUUGGUUUCUGCACAGACCAAUGAAAGAAGGGUGGUUGCAUAUAUGCCUGGUGAUAUCAUUAUUGGAGCUCUGUUUUCAGUUCAUCAUCAGCCAACUGUUGACAAGGUCCAUGAGAGGAAAUGUGGAGAGGUAAGGGAGCAAUAUGGCAUACAGAGAGUGGAGGCAAUGCUUCAUACCCUUGACAGAAUUAAUUUGGACCCAACACUGUUGCCAAAUAUAACAUUAGGCUGUGAAAUAAGAGACUCAUGUUGGCAUUCUGCUGUGGCUCUGGAGCAAAGCAUUGAGUUUAUAAGGGACUCUCUUAUUUCGUCGGAAGAAGAGGAAGGGCUGGUACGCUGUGUUGAUGGAUCUUCAUCAUCUUUCCGCUCCAAAAAACCGAUUGUUGGUGUCAUUGGACCUGGUUCUAGUUCAGUAGCAAUCCAAGUCCAGAACUUGUUGCAGCUUUUCAAUAUACCUCAGAUAGCUUAUUCUGCCACAAGCAUGGACUUAAGUGACAAAACUCUGUUCAAAUACUUCAUGAGAGUCGUUCCAUCUGAUGCACAACAAGCUCGGGCCAUGGUGGACAUUGUCAAACGGUAUAACUGGACCUAUGUUUCUGCUGUGCAUACCGAAGGUAACUACGGUGAAAGUGGAAUGGAAGCUUUUAAAGAUAUGUCAGCCAAGGAGGGGAUCUGCAUUGCACAUUCCUACAAGAUCUACAGUAACGCUGGUGAACAGAGUUUUGACAAACUGCUGGGAAAACUAAGGAGCCAUCUACCCAAGGCAAGAGUGGUUGCCUGCUUCUGUGAGGGCAUGACUGUGAGAGGGCUACUUAUGGCCAUGAGGCGUCUGGGGCUCGCUGGAGAAUUUUUGCUUCUAGGCAGUGAUGGCUGGGCAGACAGGUACGAUGUGACAGACGGAUACCAGCGUGAAGCUGUUGGUGGAAUAACAAUCAAGCUUCAGUCUCCUGAUGUGAAAUGGUUUGAUGAUUAUUACUUGCAGCUUCGGCCAGAAACCAACCACCGAAACCCAUGGUUUCAGGAAUUCUGGCAGCACAGGUUCCAGUGUCAACUGGAGGGGUCUCCUCAACAGAACUUUAAAUACAACAAGACUUGCACCAGUGAGAUGACUCUUCAAACGCAACACGUUCAGGAUUCUAAAAUGGGAUUUGUAAUCAAUGCAAUAUAUUCCAUGGCCUAUGGUCUCCACAACAUGCAGACGUCAUUAUGUCCAGGCUAUGUGGGCCUCUGUGAUGCUAUGAAGCCAAUAGAUGGUCAAAAACUUCUAGACUCUCUCAUGAAGACUAAUUUUACCGGAGUUUCUGGGGACAUGAUCUUGUUUGAUGAGAAUGGAGACUCACCAGGAAGAUAUGAGAUCAUGAAUUUUAAGAAGAUGGGGAAGGAUUACUUUGACUAUAUCAAUGUUGGAAGCUGGGACAAUGGGGAACUGAAAAUGGAUGACGACGAAAUAUGGUCUGAGAAAAAUAUUAUCAUCAGAUCGGUCUGCAGUGAACCAUGUGAAAAAGGCCAGAUAAAGGUGAUCCGUAAAGGAGAAGUCAGUUGCUGUUGGACUUGUACCCCUUGUAAAGAGAACGAGUAUGUCUCUGAUGAAUACACCUGCAAUGCAUGCCAACUAGGCUCCUGGCCCAAUGAUGAACUUACAGGUUGUAUCCUCAUCCCAGUCCAGUAUCUCAGAUGGGGUGAUCCUGAACCAAUUGCAGCAGUUGUUUUUGCCUGUCUGGGUCUGCUGGCCACACUGUUUGUUACAGCUAUAUUCAUCAUGUACCGUGAUACACCAGUGGUCAAGUCAUCCAGCCGAGAACUCUGCUACAUUAUUCUAGCUGGCAUAUGCCUGGGUUACUUGUGCACCUUCUGUCUCAUUGCAAAGCCUCAGCAGAUUUAUUGUUACCUUCAAAGGAUUGGCAUUGGUCUCUCCCCGGCUAUGAGUUAUUCCGCCCUAGUGACUAAAACCAAUCGCAUUGCAAGAAUCCUGGCUGGCAGCAAGAAGAAAAUCUGUACUAAGAAACCUAGGUUCAUGAGUGCCUGUGCCCAGCUGGUGAUUGCAUUUAUCUUAAUUUGUAUACAGUUAGGCAUAAUUGUUGCCCUUUUCAUAAUGGAACCUCCAGAUAUAAUGCACGAUUACCCAAGCAUCCGAGAGGUUUAUUUGAUUUGUAACACCACCAACCUAGGUGUUGUAACUCCUCUUGGAUACAAUGGAUUGUUAAUUUUAAGUUGCACCUUUUAUGCAUUUAAGACAAGAAAUGUUCCAGCUAAUUUCAAUGAAGCAAAAUAUAUUGCCUUUACAAUGUAUACCACCUGCAUCAUUUGGCUGGCUUUUGUACCAAUAUAUUUUGGGAGCAACUACAAGAUAAUCACCAUGUGUUUCUCAGUCAGCUUGAGCGCCACCGUGGCCUUGGGCUGCAUGUUUGUGCCCAAGGUGUACAUCAUCCUUGCUAAGCCUGAAAGAAACGUACGCAGCGCAUUCACCACAUCCACCGUGGUUCGCAUGCACGUUGGUGAUGGAAAGUCAUCUUCUGCUGCAAGCCGCUCCAGUAGCCUGGUGAACCUGUGGAAAAGAAGGGGAUCAUCUGGUGAAACACUUAGGUACAAAGGCAGGAGACUGGCCCAGCACAAGUCGGAAAUAGAGUGUUUCACCCCAAAAGGGAGUAUGGGCAAUGGUGGGAGAGCUACAAUGAGCAGUGAAGAAUCUGUUCGCAUUCCAGAGUGUAAUCGAUCUGAGUCAAGUAGAGAUGGGAAAGAGAUUCCUGGUAAAGAUGAUGCCCUAAUAGUCAAAAAGACUGGAAACUUUAUCAAUGUAAUAGUCCCACAGAAAGACUGUCAGCUUCAAGACCUGCUCAAACACUCUAAUGGGAAAUCAGUCUCGUGGGCCCAGAACGAGAAGAGCAGUAGAGGAGCACACCUUUGGCAAAGGCUAUCAAUCCACAUCAACAAAAAGGAGAAUCCCAACCAAACUGCAGUGAUCAAGCCCUUUUCUAAAAGCACAGAUAGUAGCCGACAUAGCAGCAGCACCACUAUCCCCGAGACCAGUGCCAAAAUGCUGUAUGAUGUCUCAGAAGCAGAGGAGCAUUACCCAGCUCAGUACCGGCCACAAACCCCCUCGCCUAUCAGUACGGUAAGCCACAGAACUGCCUCCGUUAGCCGAACAGAUGACGAUGCCCCUACUUUCCAGACGGAGAAUGCCCAGAGAAGCAGCUCCUCUCAAGGUUCCCUGAUGGAGCAGAUCAGCAGUGUGGUCACACGCUUCACAGCCAACAUCAGCGAGUUAAACUCUAUGAUGCUUUCCACCACCACACCGGGGGCCAUGGUGGCCACUCCUCUCUGUUCUUCAUACCUGAUUCCAAGGGAAAUCCAGCUUCCUACCACAAUGACCACAUUUGCAGAGAUCCAACCACUCCCUGCCAUUGAAGUCAAUGGUGCAUCCCAAUCAGCUAGGAAACCUUCAAAUGGCAGCAUCAAGGAAGGUACUUCAGAGGCCCCACCACCGGCAAAGCAAGAUCUUGAGGAGUUGGUAGCUUUAACUCCUCCCUCCCCUUUUAGAGACUCCAUUGAUUCAGGGAGCGCAUCUCCCAGCUCCCCGGUGUCUGAAUCAGCUCUCUGCAUCCCUUCCUCCCCGAAGUAUGACACGCUUAUCAUCAGAGAUUACACUCAGAGUUCUUCUUCGCUGUGAAUGUAGUUCGAGACAACCCUGGAUCUCAACAGCUAUGAGCAAAUAGAAAGGGGACAUCCAAGCCUUCAAGAUCUCCCGUGCUUACACAGGUACAAUGGCAGGCGUUGGGUCAUCUUGUGAAGAACAGAGUAGGAGAAACAGAAUCAUUUGAAAUGGAAACAUCAGAUGUAUGAUUUUAGAGACAAAAAUGUAUUUGUGGCAGAUAUUCGUGGCCUUAAAAAACAUGGGCUUUUAAGAAACACUGCAUCUAUUUUUGAGGGCUUAAAAGGAGUCUGUUAAAUCAGUUACAUACCAAGUGCUUUGCUUUAGUAUAACAACGAACCAUGUGUAAAAUAUAUGAAAAGGGUAAAUUGUAAGCAACUGUACCAUGUUUUGUUUGUUUACUCUGAUUCCAUAUCCAGAAGUGAACCUUGAUCUUUUAUCAAGAACAGAAGACCAAACAUUGAAUGUACAUUUUCUAACAGACUCAAAAUCUGGGACCAAAAUGCCAGGCUUUCUUUUCUUUUUCUAUGAAGAUCUCAAGAGGCAGUAUUGUAUGUUCUGUAACUACCAAACUUUUUGCUGAAGCAUAUUGUGUACCCGAUACACUACGCAUGGAUAAUAAUAAGCAGAGGCUUUGCAGCGAGUGACUGCAAUACAGAGGGCUUAACAAGCGACUUCUCAAGAUUACAAAUUUGUUUAUGUGAAAUUCUCUUCUCUAAGUAUCAAAAAUUCAGUUUGUUAACAUUGGAUUCACCUUCACAGCAACAAAACCUGAGGAAGAUUUCCUGACUAUUUCACCAUGUUGCCAACUAAUAAUGAAGUAGCAAAAAAAAUAUUUUCUGGAGUACUGUUUUGUAAUUCCCGUAUCAGGGCAAGUUGUUGAGAAAACUGCUUUGAUUUAUGGACAGAUCAAGUGAGUGGUUUGCCUGCAUUUCUAGAAUAUUGUCUCCUUUUCAGAUAGUCCCGUAUUUCAAAGGGCUGAUCAGUAACAUGAACAGAUCUCCCCUGCCUCUCCCUAAACAUUUAGGCCUCAUUUAUGUAGGCCUUUCUUCUGUUGGCAGCACAUAUAUCAGUAUCCCUACUGAAACCUCUGGGAUUAAUUUCACAAGGGAUAGCCGACAGCAUACAACUGGGCCCUUAAAAUAUAUUGUUAAUUGAUCUUCUUUAAGAACUUAGGAGCAUGAAGGGAAGGCUAUCAAACCAUACUUCAGCAUACAUAAUACAUCAUCUGCCCUGCAUCUCCCAAAUCAUAAUUUAGAAAACUACUUCAAUCUGAUUGGCCACAGCUUCCAUUCAGAGUUUAUUUGUUAAUUUUUUAUCUCACCAAGAAAUGAUUUAUCCCUCAUUUUAAUGGUGGUUAGAUACCAUGCUAUCUUUUGAUUGAGUAGGUUCUUUCUGAAACACUAACCAGAUAUUAAACACCCUUUUGUUUUUUCUCACUAAGGGCAGAAUUCUGUAUCUCUUGUACAUCCAUCAGCAACAGUGAGUUGUGAGUGCACAAGGAUUGACCCUGUUGAAACUGUACUUCUCUUCUCUCUUUUAAUGAGCAGUUAUUGCUAGUCAAUCUGCAAUGAAAAACAGCUUAUUAUUAACACUAGGCAUAGAAUGACUGAACAUAUUUCAGACGGGCAAGCUGGUCUGUAUGGGCAUUUAUUUGAAUAUUACGGGAACAAAGGGAAGUUGUUGAGGAUUGAAAUAGGAGCAAAAGAGAGGUUUGAAGCACUGGAAGAGUGCAGAGACAGCCUGCUGGGCCUGUAGGAACCUAAGCAAGAGCCAAAAAGAGUAGGUAGGGGAGAAGGGAAAGAAAAUGGAGGUUACAAUUAUCAUUUAUAUCUACUUCCACACGUAUGUAUUAGGACUUCUGAAGGAUACCCAAAAUCACUUGCACGAUUUAUUCUUUGGCCCAGCCCUUGAUGAGUAGAGAUGUGACCCAUCUCUGGAAGCUGUGCUAAUAAAAUAAAGUGGUCAGCUCUGGCAAUCUAGUUGCAUCAUAUGCAGAAAAAGCUAUAAAUAGAAACAUCUGCAUAGGAAAAUCAUCUCUGAAGAAUACAUGAUUUUGGAGAUGUGUCCCUUUUACUUCUAUCUAAAUACUUAGUGGCUGGCUCCCUAUGGGUAGCACAGACCAGAGGCCCUGGUCUGUGAAGCAUCCGUUUAUGCCCUAUGGAGACUUGUUUGAUCUCAUGGUGUUGGGUUUUACUCCUGAUUUCCAAUCUGAAUUAAAAGACAGCUUAAUUUGUUUUCUUGCUUGAGCAUAUAUGUAUGUCACAAUCAGAAAGGGGAGAGAACGUUAUCUAUAGAGAGCGUGAACAUGCAGACAGGUGAUCUGUGAACUAGUAUCUGGAUUCCAUUGCGGUUCACUCCAUAAAAAUAUUUGGGAAACUUGAGCUGAGAGA